CAGUUGCCAUUUGGGCGACAUAGCAGUCUGUGGACAUAACCUAGACUUUUAGCCGAAGCUUCAAAAUGUGUUUAGAUUUUAAUAUUUUCAACUAAUUUGAAAAAUGUAUCUUGUUAAACCGAUGGCUAAGUCUCUGUUGCGACAGAGUUAUUGUCGGUUUCCAGCUCGAGUUCACUGCGCCAGACAUUUUCAAAAUCAAGCUACUGAAAGUGCAGAAGAAAACAGCCAUUUAUUCGACUUACUGAAGAAAUAUGAAUAUAGACUGCUCUACAGCAGUAUUUUAGAGCAGCAUAGAAUUCGGUAUGGAUACCACCAGCAAAGGGCCUUUAUAAAGAAGACAGAGAUGGCUGACUUCAAACUGAAAACUGCUAUAAGAUCUUUGCGUCCCUUGCCAGUAUCGUUGAAGUACUUCACCGACUAUAAUUUGGAUGAUAUUGAGAAGUCUGCGGCCGAAGAAGCAGAGAGCGAGAUUGUAGAAGAAGCCGACAGCCUUACAAACUUUCCCUACAAAGUAAAUGCAACAGUGGAAGAUGAAGGGUUUGUCGACGAGCCAAAGAAACCUGAUCCCCAUUCUAUCAAAAAAGAAAUAGAGGCCAGGAAGGAAGCAUUAGAUAACGAUAAGGAGAACUGGAUGACCCACUACGAGAAUUAUGAGGACGAUUUGGAGGAGCAUAAUGAGAGACUGCUCUUUGGCGAUGGGGACGAUUGGAAAGUCAAUUAUGGGACUCCAGACCCACGUUGUGCAAUCAGCAAUGUUCCUUGUGGCGGCUGUGGGGCUUAUUUACAUUGUCAGGAUUCAUCAAUUCCCGGAUAUAUUCCCUCAGAAAUAUUCAAGAACAGUUUUAAACGUCAUGCAGGUGCCCCUUUAUCCUCACUUCUCUGCCAGCGGUGUCAUUUUCUGAAGGAAUACAAUAUUGCUCUACAAGUGCGAGUGUCGCCCGAUGACUAUCCAAAAAUCCUGCAAAACAUUGCGUUCAAUUCGGGCUUGGCAUUGCUGAUGGUCGAUUUAACGGAUUUUCCAUGCUCAAUCUGGCCAGGAAUUGCUGACAUUCUUGGGCCGAAAGCCUCGAUUGUGGUAGUUGGAAACAAAGUGGAUUUAUUGCCGAAAGACGACUAUGACCAUUUAAAAAAAAUAAAAGAAGCUAUGUUUAACAGUGUUAAGUUGCAUGGAUUUGGCACUGCCAACAUCAAAAGCAUCGAGUUGAUUUCUGCGAAGACUGGAUUUGGAGUGGAACGGUUGAUAGACUCUCUUCUCCGAGUGUGGAAAUGGCGGGGUGACGUGUAUAUCAUCGGCUGCACCAACGUGGGCAAGUCCAGCCUAUUCAAUCUCCUGCUCCAAUCAGAUUUUUGCAAAAUUCAAGCAGCCGAUCUGAUUCAGCGAUCUACAACCAGCCCCUGGCCAGGUACUACCUUGAACUUGUUAAAGUUUCCCAUAACCAGAUUUGGGGGUCAUCGAAUGUUCGCCCGAAGGAAGCGACUAGAAAUGCUGCAGAAAAUCGAAAAGCAGGAACUGAAAUUGAACAGGGAAAUGCUGAGUAAAGAGAAUGUGCCAAGCUAUGCGACCCUGAUUGGUCGCGUAGAGAGAUCGCAACAGCCUCGUCCGUCCAAAGAUGAGAUUCCAGACAACUUUUCUGUAGGAGGCACUCGCAACGUAUCAGGAAUUACCUGUAUGGGAAUCAAUGAAGAACUACCGGAAUUUGUCCAUGGGAAGUGGUGUUACGAUACGCCGGGAGUGAUGCAUCCAGACCAGAUAUUACAUCUGCUGACCACAGAAGAACUGGUGCGCACGUUGCCGAAGGAACUGAUUAGACCUGAAACUUUUUGCGUGAAGCCUGGGAGUUCGUUGUUUAUUGCUGGGCUGGCUCGGCUGGAUUAUGUGAAUGGACGAAAUUCCGUCAGAUUAACGGUUUUCCGAGCAAACACUCUUCCAAUCACAAUUUGCAAGACAACUGAAGCCGAUCGGUUGUACGAGGAACUGCUGGGAACAGAGCUGCUGGCUGUCCCCAUUUUGAAAAGCGACCGAAAGGAAAAGUGGCCUGGUUUGGAACUAGCAAAAUCGUUUAAAGUCUUCGGGAAAUGUGAGGACUUGUCCAGUUAUGACGUGGUUCUUUCCAGCGCAGGUUGGGUCGCCAUAAAUUGCAACUUUGAUAAUUAUGAAUUCAGUGCGUGGACGCCAGAGAAAAGGGGCGUUCAUUUACGGGACGCUUUGCUUCCGAAGGCAGUCACAAUGAGGGGGCGGAGAGUUAGAGACAGUGUCGCCUACGGACAACAUAAGCUGAUAAUAUGAUUGAGGCACAGGCAUUUCUGUAAUUCAAUAAAAAGUUAUUUAAUUUGAA
This is a messenger RNA of Dendroctonus ponderosae (mountain pine beetle), 2336 nucleotides long. Its product is annotated as nitric oxide-associated protein 1. Gene Ontology annotation, molecular function: GTP binding. The record is from RefSeq and is a predicted model, not a curated record. Lineage: Eukaryota; Metazoa; Arthropoda; Insecta; Coleoptera; Curculionidae. The coding region runs from base 104 to 2287 and encodes 727 amino acids. The transcript is spliced from 6 exons.